UUGGAUUUUCUGACUUUCACAAUGUGAUACUUUGACACACAUUUGUCCAUAUUUCUAACAUUUAGUAGCCUAAAUAAUAUAAACCUAAAAAGACAAAUGAUACAACAAAAGGUUAAUCAAGUAAUCAAAAGAUUCAGCCAUUAUACUCUACGUUUAAAUGUUCGGUACGUAGCUCAAGUUGGCCAGAGGGUUGCAAAGCAGAUCCUCAGUUUACAUGGACUGUCUUUUCUGUGGUGUUAUUAAUAAUGUAGUACGAGUCCAAAGUGUCACUCGAUAGCCCGGAUUGAGAGAAAAGGUUUAUCUACGCAUUAAAUGCAUCCAUGCAAGUCAAUCCAAAAAAAGGCAUAUUUGUUAAUGUCGGUCUACAUUUUGAGGAUUGAGGGAAUUUUCUGGAAUUUUUUUGGAAUCCGUGAAAAACAAAUUUCCAGUGACUGAGUCCCCCCUUGAACUUGUUGCCUUGUGUGUUUUGCGUGGACGUUAAAGUCUACAAUAUCCCCCCUUUUCAACUAUAUAUUUGGCUACCCUGCCAUACCCCCACUGAACUGCAGGUUGUUCACCCCACACUAUAUGAUUUAGGUCAGGGGUCUCAGACUCGCGGCCCACGGGUCAAUUGCGGCCCGCGGAACGAUAUUUUGUGGCCCCCUGCCUGAAAUCAAAGCUUGGUGUUAGUGCGGCCCGCGCGUUUUUUUCUCACUUGCAUCUGGGCGUUUUCUAUUUUUUUUAACACUUGUGGGCUACCAUAGCUCAGGCUCGUGACAACAACGCGAAUUAGCAAUUGGUCACUUGUAACAUAUUUUGGGACUGUCACCGAGUGGAGGGAAAAUAUAUCCUGUCACCCAGUGCUAUACGGUUUUUUUCACCCAGCCCCAGUCAUGUCUUUUUCUAAACCUGCUGUGAAGAGAAAAGUUGGCGAUGAGCACAGACAAUUUCAGGAGAAGUGGGAGACGGAAUAUUUUUUUGUUGAGCACAGGGGCAUCCCAACGUGUCUAAUAUGCACGGAUAAAGUUGCGGUGCACAAGGAGUAUAAUAUCAGACGGCAUUACUCAACUAAACAUGCUGAGGAGUAUGCAAAAUACCUGGGAGAUGAGCGAGAGGACCGGGUCGCCAGACUUAAAACAUGUCUACUGAGGCAACAAGAUUUUUUCAAGAAAGCAAGCAAAGAGAGUGAUGCGGCUGUCAAAGCUAGUUACGUGGUGAGUGAGAUGAUCGCUAAGGCAGGAAAGCCAUUCAAAGACGGCGAGUUCAUCAAACAGUGCAUGUUACAGGCUGCAAGUAUAGUCUGCCCGGAAAAAAAGGGACAGUUUAGUAAUAUUAGCAUUUCAGCCAACACAGUGGCAGAGCGCAUUUCUGACAUGUCAGGAAACAUUUACGAUCAACUGCGUGAGAAAGCUAAACAUUUCCAUUCAUUCUCACUCGUUCUUGAUGAGAGCACAGACGUCACUGACAUUGCGCAGCUCGCAAUAUAUGUCCGUGGUGUUGAUGAUAAUUUUGAAGUGACGAAGGAGUUGCUCACAAUGAUUCCAAUGCAUGGCCAGACCACCGGUCAGGAAAUAUUCCGCCAGCUGUGUGAUUCCAUUGUGGAUGCCGGCUUACUAUGGAAGCGUUUUGCUGGAAUAACAACUGACGGAGCGCCAUCAAUGACAGGGAGGAAAAAUGGACUGGUGGCACUUGUUAAAAAAAAACUGGAAGAGGAGGGUGUGGAAGAGGCCAUUACUCUGCACUGCAUUAUCCACCAGCAGGCCCUUUGCAGCAAAUGCCUGAAGUUUGACAAUGUUUGACGUUGUGAAAUUCAUCAACCAUAUCAGAUCCAGGGGUUUAAAGCACCGGCAGUUUCGCGCUUUUUUGGAGGAAAUAGAUUCAGCAUAUGAGGACGUGCUCUACUUCACCGAGGUACGUUGGCUUAGUAGGGGGAAGGUAUUGAAGAGGUUUUUUGAGUUGAGAGCAGAAGUGAAAGCCUUCAUGGAGAAGGAUGGGAUGACUGUUCCUGUACUAAGUGAUCCCAAAUGGCUAAUGGACUUAGCUUUUCUGGUUGACAUCACACAGGAGCUGAAUGUACUUAAUAAGAAGUUACAAGGCCAGGGCCAGCUUGUAAGUGCUGCAUAUGACAAUGUCAGAGCAUUCUCCACAAAAAUUGUAUUAUGGAAAGCCCAGCUUUCCCAGACAAACCUCUGCCAUUUCCCAGCAUGCAAGGCACUCAUGGAUUCAGGCACAACAUUCAGUGGUGAGAAGUAUGCUGAUACCAUUGGAAAGCUACAGGAUGAAUUUGACAACAGGUUUGCAGACUUCAAGACACAGUGCAAUUCUGAACUCAAAGCCAAGUUCAGAGAGGUGAGUGGAAAAACAGACAAGCUUGGACAAUUUUUGAGAGAAUUGCCCCCCACCUUCCCUGAGCUUUCCAGGAUGUUUAAGCGGAUCAUGUGCCUUUUUGGCAGCACCUAUCUGUGUGAAAAGCUCUUCUCCACAAUGAACUUUAAUAAGUCAAAGUUCAGGUCCAAACUUAAAGAUGACCAUCUUAAAGCCAUACUGAGGGUCUCAGUUGCUUCCUCCCUCAAGCCAAAUGUGGAUCAGCUGUGUGAGAGGAAGCGCUGCCAAGUCUCUGGCAGCAAGGAGUAGGAGGAACUUCACCCAGAGUCUACCUCCAGCGGCC
Pseudoliparis swirei is the source of this 2647-nucleotide messenger RNA. RefSeq names its product general transcription factor II-I repeat domain-containing protein 2-like. NCBI's taxonomy places the organism in Eukaryota, Metazoa, Chordata, Actinopteri, Perciformes, Liparidae. Bases 873 to 1778 code for a protein of 301 amino acids. The transcript is spliced from 2 exons. The record is from RefSeq and is a predicted model, not a curated record.